GCAGAGCGGUGCGGGGUUACAGCGGCCCAGCAUGGGCGGGGCGCUUGCAGAUCCCUCCCCGCGCAGGUGCUCGCCCCGCCCCCGGGGCCGUGCCCACAGUCCCGGCUGCCCUGGAGAAUCCUGAAUUGAGAACCCUUUCUGCAGUGUCCCGGCAGUGCGGGACUCCGGUGGCCGCCCCUCCGGUAGCCACCCCUCCUGCCCCUGCGCCGCCGCCCUAUAUGUUGCCCGCCGCGGCCUCUGGGGCAUGGAGCACGCUGCCCAGCCCUGGCGAUGGCAACGGCGACUGGGGUGGCGGAGGAGCGCCUGCUGGCCGCGCUCACCUACCUGCAGUGCGCCGCGGGCUGCGCGGUCUUCGCGCGGAAUCGUCAGACGAACUCGGUGUACGGCCGCCACGCGCCGCCCAGCCACAGGCUCCGAGUGCCGGCGCGGGCCGCCUGGGUGGUGCAGGAGCUGCCCUCGCUGGUCCUGCCGCUCUACCAGUACGCCAGCGAGUCCGCCCCGCGCCUCCGCAGCGCGCCCAACUGCAUCCUCCUGGCCAUGUUCCUCGUCCACUACGGGCAUCGGUGCUUAAUUUACCCAUUUCUGAUGCGAGGAGGAAAGCCUAUGCCACUGCUGGCGUGUGCAAUGGCGAUUAUGUUCUGUACCUGUAACGGCUACUUGCAAAGCAGAUACUUGAGCCAUUGUGCAGUGUACGCUGAUGACUGGGUAACAGAUCCCCGUUUUCUAAUAGGUUUUGGCUUGUGGUUAACGGGCAUGUUGAUAAACAUCCAUUCAGAUCAUAUCCUAAGGAAUCUCAGAAAACCAGGAGACACUGGAUACAAAAUACCGAGGGGAGGCUUAUUUGAAUACGUAACUGCAGCCAACUAUUUCGGAGAAAUCAUGGAGUGGUGUGGCUAUGCCCUGGCCAGCUGGUCUGUCCAAGGCGCGGCUUUUGCUUUCUUCACGUUUUGUUUUUUAGCUGGUAGAGCAAAAGAGCAUCAUGAAGUUGUGGUCUCACUAUAUUGCCCAAGCUGGUCUUGAACUCCUGGACUCAAGUAAUCCUCUCACCUCAGCCUCCUGAAGUGCUAGGAUUCGAGGCGUGAGCCAACGUGGCUGGCCUCUUUGUCUCAUAUUUGAAGAAGUGAUAGCAUAAAUGUGAGAGCUGAUGAGAGCUCUAAGAGCAGCGCCCUGCAUUCUUCGAGACACUCCAUCGUGCCAGUGGCCUGGUAUUUUCACGCAUAGACAGUGAGGAGAGAGCGAGAUCAGAGAGCCACGACCUACCUAAAUCCCAGAGCUGCUGAGAAAAACAGAGGGGUCUGCGGAAAGUUGAGUGAGUGCCAAAGGCAGAGAGGGUUUGAGAAGGAGGCUCAAUGCCAGGCAUGGCAGAAAACACUAUGGGCCAGGAAUGGGCCUUCUGUGCUGGGAACUGUGUCUGCCAAAAGGUCAUAUGAGAGUCCUAAGCCCUGGUACCUGUGAAAGCGACCUCACUGGGGGACGUAAUCAGUUGAGAUGAGAAGGGGAAACAUGGAUAGACAUACACCAGGUGAUCACACAGAGUGCGAAGGCCGUGGGAAGAUGGACACAGAGGCGGGGGCGAUGCAGCCAUGAGCCCAGGAACACGUGGUGCCACCAGAGCUGGGGGAGAUGGGACUGGAACCUUCCCUGAAACUUCAGAGGGAGCGUAGCCCUGCUGCCACCUUGAUUUCCAACUUCUGGCCUCCAGAACUGGGAGAGAAUCAAUGGCCAUUAUUAUAAGCCACCCAGUGUGUGGUUAACUUUGUUCUAGCAGCCACAGGGAACUGAUACGCCAGCCUUCCAGCCAUUUAAAAUUGACUGGGAAAGUAAGGGCAGGAGUAUGAUUGGUGAACCCCUCUGUUUUCUCCUCCGCCAGAUGACUUUGUUAUCAUAAGAUUGGUUGAAAUACAACAUUAUCUCUCUAAAUAUACAUUCUAGAAUCUGACUUCCUCCCCUCUGCCCCCGCUGCUCCCAGCACUGCACCCGGCCUGGGCCACACUUCCCGGUGAAGAUGCCAUCCUUUUACAUUCCUAAUAUUUGAUGUGAAGAAGCGAGUAAUGGCUCAUUUCUCAUUAAAAAAAAUGAGAUAACACUGACGUUUAAAAAAACAUGGAUCAGAGUAAGAUUGAACACGGGCACACCAUGUCGGUGGCAAAGAUGUUUUCUCAAAUGAAAUCAGGAAACAGGAAAGCCCCUCUCGGUAUUUGAAUAUGAAACAUAUAGAAAUGGAAAAUAAAUAAUUCAGUUAUCUAAAUGAAAGUCUUUGCUAAUGAAAACCCAAAGAUAUUCUUUGCAGAAGAAUUCAUGAGUUGAAAGAGCUCUUUGUGAUUCAUUUGCUGUUUAAAUUGGUGUCAGUGUGAAACCAGUUUUAAGCCCUGAAGAAUUAAUAAUUCAGUUUUGCAGAAGUAUGUUCAGAAAUGUAGGACUUACAAGCUGAGAAUAAAAUAAAAACUCCUUUUUAAAAAAUAUUUUCAUAAACCCAACUAAUUAAGCCAUCAAAUAAAUGUAUUCCAAAAGAAAACAUGCCGAGGAUCUAUUCCUUGCACUCUGAUGGAUUAUAAUGUUCUUUUUUUUUUUUUUUUGAGAUGGAGUCUCGCUCUGUCGCCCAGGCUGGAGUGCAGUGGCGUGAUCUUGGCUCACUGCAAGCUCCGCCUCCCAGGUUCACGCCAUUCUCCUGCUUCAGCCUCCUGAGUAGCUGGGACUACAGGUGCCUGCCACCAUGCCUGGCUAAUUUUUUUGUAUUUUUAGUAGAGACGGGGUUUCACCAUGUUAGCCAGGAUGGUCUUGAUCUCCUGACCUCGUGAUCUGCCCGCCUCGGCCUCCCAAAGUGCUGGGAUUACAGGCAUGAGCCGCUGUGCCCGGCCGGAUUAUAACGUUCUAAAAACAAAAUUGUAUUCCAUGAAAUCUUUCUAUAAUAAUUAGUCUUUAAAUUCAUAAAUGAUUGCAUUGAUAGUUAAACUCUAGGUCAGAAACAGUCAAUUGUGCUUGGUUGCUAACAAAUAUUCUCUUUAAGGGCAAAAUUUAAAGGUAUUCUAAGCAGUAAGAAAAAUUUAAUCAUUUAACAAUAAAUAUUUUAUUUCUAUAUAAUGGUUUCUGUGAAAUACAUUUAACCUCUUCAGCCAACAUCCCUUCAUUGUGUGAGAACACCCUGACCUCACACAUGUUCUUUCUGAUGUCACGGAGCCCAGCCUUGCUGCCCGGCCUCGUGGCUGGGGGGCGUGUUUUCGUGGCGUCCUGCGGCAGUCCUGUGUUUCCCGUCUCCCGCCUGCCCUCUCGUGUUUGCCCAUUUCAGGAUCUCCUGCUGUCAUGUACUCUGCCCUUGCCUUUUCGGGCCAGGGUGCCCAUCUUCCCACGGGCAGUUUCUGGGAGAGAGGAGCUCACCCGCUAUGUCCCUGUGCGGCACCCAGUGCCGCUGGCCCAUGGGGAAACUCUUCAGCACUUGCAAGUGGCGGAUGGCCUGGAUCCCAGCAGGCCUGUGAAAACCUUCAGCCUCUAACCGGCGAACAUGUUUGCAGUGCACUUUCGCAGGUUUGAUACCGACUGUUAGGCUUGGCCACGUUGUGUGUUGGGUACUCGUGGGUCCAUGCGUCACCACUGAGCCACACAGCUGGAAAGGCUGCAGUCUCGAGGCCUCAUGCCAAGGGAAGUGACACUUGACCUGGAAGUCCUGACCGACUCCUUAGAAUUGUUCUUAUUACAUGCCUUUUUGGGGACACAGAACAUACAAAAGUAAACGUGGCCGCCCAGUAUGUUCAAAUGCUCUAUUUGUGGAUUCCGGUGUUAAACUUAACUAAGACCAGCAGAGUUUUGCCAACUCCCUCUCAGUUUCUCAUCCUCAUAUGCUUCUACCACAUUAACAAAGAGCUAAUUGCUUUCUAUGAUGAUUUUUAGUCUGUUGUUUAAUCUUUCUGUGUGUGUUUAUAGAAACUCCCUUUUUAUGACUAUUUCUCCAUCUUGUCAAAUUAUUUCUAAUUUUUACUCCAUCCACUUAGUUGCCACCUUUCCCAACUGGCUAUUACCCCCACAACAAAUCAGCACGCCUUCAUUGAUACAAUUUGUAUCAAAACUGAAAAUAAUGUUUGUUUCGAGCACAAGAAUGAAUUGUGGACAAUGCCAUAUUGCAUUUCCCCAGAUUUCGCUGAAUCCUUACUAAGAGCUGUUCGUGAGCCUCCUGGUAUGCAGCUGGGUGCCCACUCCACACCCUGGGCUAGACCAGUAGUUCUCAACCGCAGGCUGGAGAAAACCGUGGAGUCACCAGCAGAUAUUCAGGAAGCACCUACUUCAGGUCCUGCCCCUCCUCCAGCCUGCCUGCUUUCCCCAGGGGCUGAAAAGACAGCUCCACAGUGUGCUCAUCAGUAUUUUCAUCAAAUGUCAGUAAUUUUCCUUCCAGAUAUAAAGGUGAAUUCUAUGGGCUACUUCUUCUGACUCACACUUUAUGAUUAGAUAUAUUUAAUUCUUCAUAACAGGCAAAAUUAAACUAUAAGUAUGAAAUGCCCAAGUUUUUGUUACUACAUUUAAAAAACUGAGUAUUCUUUUGUAAUGAAAAAUAUUGUCACUUUUGUUAGCAUCUGUUAAAUGUCUAAGUGACAGAAUUAUUUCCUUUUUUAAUUUUUUUUUCUUAGGUGGUACCUCCGGAAAUUUGAAGAGUAUCCAAAGUUCAGAAAAAUUAUAAUUCCAUUUUUAUUUUAAGUGCAUUUUCAAUGAAAUUAUCUUCAACUGGAAGCUUUCCAGUGGCGCUUCUCUAUGGACUUUGUAAAUAAGUUAUAUCUUUGUAAUUUUCCUGCUACUUCAUCAUUUUCAAGAUAUCCACUAGGAAUUUUUUUUCUAGUAAUUUUGCAAGCUACCUAAUAAGUACCUAAAUACACUGAUAUGGAGGUUGAAUAUCCUACCGUGUAACAGGUCAGAAUUUCAAGCUCUGGGUAAUAACUGCUGACAUUUUUUCUAAUUUCAAAUUUACCUCUUUUGGCUAUGUCUUAACAAGUGUGUAUAAGCCUAGACUUUACAACUGUCUUUGAUGGCAUUUUCAGAACAAUAAAUGUCACAAUCCCUUCUAUAGCCCCCUACAGUGAUCCCUUCAAGGUCAAUGGCAGUGUUGCUUCCCUCCCUCUGUAGGGCUGGGAUCUGUCUUGGAGCCCUCUCUGGGAGGCCACAGAGGCUGGGGGUUGCCAUUGUGCAGUCAUGACCCGGGGGAAACUUAACCUUCGUGUCGGGUGCUGUGUGUAAGUGGAGAACUUGGGGAUGGAGGAGGAAGCUCCUCGUGGCCCUUCCAAGGCGAGGCAAAAACAUCUGGAUUUGUUCCAGCCCAGCCCACCGGGUGACAUCACCAGGCAGGGAGGCGUGCUGGUGGUGGUUCAUAUGGAGUAAGCUGCUCUGCCUGUGCGAGAGGCUCCUGGGCCCUAAACAGGCAUCUUUAGGCCAUGGGUCACUCACCAUGAGCCAUCAAUAUGCUCUGGUCUGACAUGGUUUCUCUCUGUCUUCUAGUCUAGACCUAGUUUUUUGUUCUGUUCCCCACGUAUGGAUAUAGUAGAGAUUGUUGUCUGUGAAAUUUCUCCUUUGUAGAUUUGGAGUUUUCCCUUGUAGUGUAAAGAAUGAUCACUUUCUGUAACAAUAACAAGACCACUUGUUAAGAUUUAUCCUGUUUGUUCUUUGUUGAUUGAAACAUAGUAAUUAUACUGUUAAACUUCUCUACAGCCUUCUUUUUGUUCCAUAGCUAAUCUUCCUUCUAAUAGUUUUUGCUUUCUGUUUUGCUGUUGUUGCUUUGCAAAGCUUUCCCCUCAUAGCCUGUACCUGUUAUCAGUAUAAAAUAAUCUUCCUGUUGAAUGCUUCAUGACUUGAAUUCUACUUUGAUAAAAACAUUGCCAUACUGCUUUUUAUCUUGAUGAAUUCAUCUGGCAUUGCUUUGCCUUAUCAUCUCAUCUGGAGUUUUUAAAUGCCAUUUGUUUCAGUUGUCUUUAACAACAUAAUAAAUAGACUUUGCCAUUUAA
Symphalangus syndactylus (siamang) is the source of this 5978-nucleotide messenger RNA. RefSeq names its product steroid 5 alpha-reductase 1 (gene SRD5A1). Gene Ontology annotation, cellular component: membrane. NCBI's taxonomy places the organism in Eukaryota, Metazoa, Chordata, Mammalia, Primates, Hylobatidae. The record is from RefSeq and is a predicted model, not a curated record. Gene Ontology annotation, biological process: steroid biosynthetic process. Gene Ontology annotation, molecular function: 3-oxo-5-alpha-steroid 4-dehydrogenase activity.